GUACUGCAAGGUUGGAUUUCCUACCGUGGGCCAACCUCCACUGUUCAGUGGGCCUGCGACCGUGGAUGGGGCCAGACCUGGACAUACUCCCCAAGCACAGGCAUGUUCCGGCUGAAUGGUGGCUUCAACCAGGGAAUGUGCCUGGAGCAGCUGCACCAGUCAUCGACGCUGGUGGUCGCGCUCUGCGACGGCUCCAACUUUCACCAACAGUUCUGGUUCAACUCUAUCGACGAGUCGAAGAUGCUGAUGCAGAAGGCGAAGACAGCCGCAGAUGUGCCCAUCUUCGCCAAGCCAUACUUCGACGGUGAGGAAGCCAUCAAGUCGAAAGACUCGACCUACGAUGCUUUCAGACUGGCCAAAUUUGCCAAGACCAGGGCGGUGUGGUACCUGAGCCAGGGCUGCAGCCCCGUUCCGACAGCCUCCUGUGGAACGCCGGCUCCGGACAUGCCUGGGGUCUACGUCGGCGAGUCCGUGCUGCAGCUGGGGAAGAAGGUCGAGAUGCUUCCUUGGCAGAGUGCCAUGGUUCCGUCUCCUGUCCAGGGCUCCAGUUUGACCAUGUGCUACUACGACCAUUCCUGCGCCUCCUCUGGGAACCUGGGCACAGCGGCCAAGCUCAGGCAAUGGACGAAAGGAUGCAAUGCCGGUGGCAAGCCAAGCUGCCGGUACUGUGGCUCAGGCAACCAUCCAGAGUGCCCCAAGUACUACAACUGCAUCGAUGGCGGGUUAGCAACCGACGAGUGGACGAAGGAGCACCGAGAUUGGUGUUGCAGCAAAUUCUCAAUCGGAUGUGAUAAGCCGUAUCACUGCCUGCAGGGCUUGGAGAAUUGGCGAUCCUGGGAGCAGAAGCGGAAGGAUUGGUGUUGCAGCUAUCAGCUCCUCGCCUGCGAGGAUGAGUGCAGCAAGACGGAUGAAGCGACCUUCCGGGAGAACCAUCACUUCUGGUGCAGCAGUUUCGGGGCCUCGGUGACAGAGCAGGAGCAGCUCAUGACGGACUAUGAGCGUUUCGAGAAGAUGCUCGAGAAGAUGUACGAAGUGUCCAAACUGGAGCCUGGCCGCCAGGAGGAGAAGCAGCAGCUGUCCACGGCCAGAUCGCGCCUUCCGCCCAUUGCUGGUGUCGCUCUCUGCCUGGCUCUGGGUGCCGCGGCGGCACUUAUUGUUCUGGCCAAGCAGCGGAGCAGGAACGCGCUGCAUCCAGUUACCGAGGGAUUUGCCUUGGCAGCUGGGCAGGAGGAAGUGCUGGUGGCCGCUGCAUAG
Symbiodinium sp. CCMP2456 is the source of this 1254-nucleotide messenger RNA. The record is from the annotation of a GenBank genome assembly. Lineage: Eukaryota; Dinophyceae; Suessiales; Symbiodiniaceae.